Molecule: messenger RNA, 1194 nt
Organism: Didymodactylos carnosus
Lineage: Eukaryota; Metazoa; Rotifera; Eurotatoria; Philodinida; Philodinidae
Source: the annotation of a GenBank genome assembly
AUGGCACAUGGCGUUAGUGAUGAAUAUAAAAAAGAGCAUUUUGAUUCAAAAAUCAAACUUGAAAAAAAAUUAGAUCAACUAGCUGAAUGGAUUCGUUCCGCCAAACAUUUUAUUGUGUUUACAGGAGCCGGCGUUAGUACAUCAACAGGAAUACCCGAUUUCCGGUCGGGUAUGGACACGGUUCUGUCGACUGGUCCCGGAGCAUGGGAACUCAGGGACAAUCGAGCAAAAACUCCAAAAAACGCGAAGGUAUUGAAUGACAUGCAUAAAGCUAUUCCGAGUGUAACACAUAUGGCGUUAGUGGAACUACAACGAAGGAAUAUUAUAAAAUGUGUCAUAAGUCAAAAUUGUGAUGGACUACAUCUAAGAUCUGGACUGAAUCCAGAUUGCUUAGCUGAGCUGCAUGGUAACAUGAAUCUUGAGAUAUGUUCAAAGUGUGGAGCAAAUUAUUUAAGAGACUAUGAUGCCGCCACGGGGGGUCUUGAUCAUUUAACGGGACGAAAAUGCGAUAAACCUGAAUGUCGUGGUUUAUUGAAAGAUUCAACUAUCAAUUUUGGGGAAAACUUGCCAAGAAGCGAGAAAAGCAAGGCAUUUCGUCACGCCAAUCAAGCAGAUGUAUGCCUCGCAUUAGGCUCAAGUUUGAGCGUCACACCUGCCGCUGAUGUACCUGAAAGAGUAGCAGAACGAAACCAAAAACUUAUUAUUGGUAAUCUCCAGCGUACAUGUCUUCAUAAAAUGUCAUCGUUGAAUAUUUAUGCAUUUACGGAUACCAUAAUGGAAGGUGUUAUGAAGCGUCUUAAUAUAACAAUACCACCUUGGAUCUUACGUCGGUGUGUUCGUUUUCAAAUUAAACAUGAAAAGCUAAACAAUUGUUAUCAGAUAUUGAUUGAAGGACGUGAUUCCGAUAAAGAUUUACCGUUUUCAAUGUUCAAAUCAAUUAUUGUUAAAACACCAAAAUCAGAAUAUUUACUCAAAAAGGAACCGUUUAGUAUUUCUAUUGAUAUGAACGUUCAAGACACGAAAAAUGAAGCUAAAAUUCAGUUACAACUCAACUUUUUCGAACAUUACAAUGAAAUACCAUAUUUACUUGAAUAUCCUUUAGAAGACAUCAAUGAAGAAUUUUAUCUAUUUUGGAAUCCCACAACAGGUGUAUGGGUCAGAAAAGAACGAGCUGAUGAGAAUCUGACCCAGUAG